Molecule: messenger RNA, 4365 nt
Organism: Apus apus (common swift)
Lineage: Eukaryota; Metazoa; Chordata; Aves; Apodiformes; Apodidae
Gene: HDIP1
Product: chromosome 11 C16orf87 homolog
Exons: 5
Coding region: 152-616 (154 amino acids)
Source: RefSeq, a predicted model, not a curated record
CGAGCGGGCCGGCUCUCCGGGCCUGGGGAGGUUCCCGCCGGCUGUGCCGCGCCCCUGCCCUCUUCUCCCGUCCUCCCUGCCUACCGCGGGGCGGGGCGGCGCGGCCGGCGCUCCGGCUGUGCUGGCGGUGGCGGCAGCAGCAGCAGCGAGCAUGUCCUCGAGCAGGGCCAAGAAAGUGAAGAUGGCCACCAAGUCCUGCCCGGAGUGCGACCAGCAGGUUCCUGUUGCAUGUAAAUCAUGUCCCUGCGGCUACAUAUUUAUUAGUCGAAAACUCUUGCAUGCUAAACGUGCUGAGAGAUCACCACCCAUCACAGAAAACAAGAGUGAGGCCAAGAGGAGAAGGACAGAAAGAGUUAAGCGAGAGAAGAUAAAUUCUGCAGUAAAUAAAGACUUAGAAAACCGAAAAAGGUCCAGGUCUAACAGCCAUUCAGAUCACAGCAGAAGAGGAAGAGGAAGACCUAAGAGUGCCUCAGCCAAAAAGCAUGAGGAAGAAAGAGAGAAACAAGAAAAAGAAGUUGACAUGUAUGCUAACCUUUCAGAUGAAAAGGCCUUCGUAUUUUCAGUGGCCUUGGCGGAAAUAAACAGAAAAAUUAUCAAUCAAAGACUUAUUCUGUAACUUUAAAAGAGGAAUUGCAAGCACAAGACCUACUUCCCUACAUCAUGUAGACCUCUGCUUUCCAGAGCUGUAGCCUGUCAUGGAUACCAGUAGUAAGGACAGAUGAGUCUUAAGGAUAGAGCGUAUAUUUGCAUGGUAAGUUAUUAAAAUCAGAAUGGCAAAAGGGAAGUUGUAGUUUUGAAAACCUAAGAUAUGAUCAGGCUUGUGUCGAUUCUGUUGCUAGAAUGAGAUUUACUGUAUUAAGAAGGGACUAAGGGAACUACUGAUGGAGUCUAUUCAGCAAUCGAACCUGCAUUCCUACAGGUAACUUAAUUCUUUCUGCUCCUGUACAUGGAAUUACAGUGAUCUUCAGAAGACUGAAGUCAAUGUUGUUAAAUGUGACAAAAUUUAGCUUAUGGCUUUUACAUUUAGACUGCUGCCUUCUCCCAUAAGUACUGAAAAAUACUUUCGUACCUCUCAAAAAUGAAAAAUGUUUUUUAUCCUUCAUUGGUGGAGUCUCCUGAAACAGUUGCUGAGUUCCGUUCUGUACUUCUCUUUGUCUUCCCCAGGUCUCUGCUGUCAGCUCUUUGCCACUUGUGGUCAAGCUAUUUUUCUUCUCCUGCUGGCUUCCAGUUUCUUUGAGAAAGCUGUGAUGGAAGCAGGUGGCCCUGAAAAUAUCCUAGGGAGAGACUGCUGCUUUGCCAGUGGAUCUUAGAAAGCAAGUGUUCAGACUUAUUCUUCCCACCAACCAGAAACAAACCAUUCUUUCCUAUAUAGAAAUGACACUUCAGCAUCUGGUAACUCUGUGGCUGUGGUUUGCUUAGACAUAGAUCUCUUGGGACGUAUUUGGUGAUUGAACUGGAAGGCAUUUGCAUUGUAUGAAGUAGGCAUCAGCACAAGUAUCUCAAGAGGUCUUUCUUUGUGUGUUAGAGGUGAUCAAUGAAACACUGUGGCAAAUAAUUGUAGAUAGUAGCUGUAAAAUAAAUUGGAGCUUGGUCUACAAAGCUAAAAUAAAGCCAGUAAUAACUAAGUGUUGAGAGAGUAAAAUUCUGUGUUCUGCAGCUCUGACUUAACUGGAAACUGUAGUUUCCAAGAAGCAAGAACAAAUGUGUAGCACUUCAGGAAGUUGUUGAUGCAGUUUUCUUUCUUCCGUGGAACUCUAGUUCCAGUAUAAGAUUUUUAGGCCCUACCUUUGAAUGUUGUUAAGGUUCAGUCUGGCUGAAUUUGUUUUACUACAUUUUUUUAGCAUGAGGGUUUGCACAUAAAAAGAAGUGUUCUUUCAGAAAUAGUGAAUUAGGCUUCAGGUUUUUUUAAUUAACAUAAGACCAAGUAUAUCACCCCCACAAAAAUAUUGCUCCACCUCUAUACUGCCUCUACAUGUUGACUUGCCUGACUAGAUAAACUUAAUGUUAUGAACUGAAUAGUUUAAGAUUGUACUAGAGAUCAGUCUGUUUGUAAAGCACCAUCUAGCAAGCUCGACUUUCUGCCACUUCUUUUCCCUUUUUUUUCUGAAGAGCUGUGCUUUUGUCUUUUGUGUCUGUGUAAUUGCAUGUCAGACCAUCAAGCAAGUUCACAGUUGAAAUUCUAGCCUGCGAUUUCUCUGUAUUUACUGUGUUCUGCUACUAGGUGGCAGCCUUUAUUCUAAAGAUAGUUACUGCUGAUUUAGGAAUUCUUACUAUGGAUACUAGGAAGACCAUUGUAUUCAGUUUUCUGUAAAAGGACACUGAAAGGUUAUUUUUCAUUAGCACAUCACUCAUAUUGAACUUGGGAGCUUAAAAUCUUGUUCAAGGAUGUUACUGGCAUUCUGCACUGAACAUAGAUGGUUUCAUUCAUUGGGUGAGAUGUUAGCUCUUGAGCUGUAAAACUGGCAGAAAUUAAUUAUUUGUCAAGAUCAAAGAACUCUGAACUUUGGCAAUUCAAUAACAAAAUGGUUUAAGGAAACUCUUCUUCACCUCCCCUGGAAUUCCUGCAUAUGUAAACUUUUUUCUGUGCAAAUUUUACGAAGAUCUGUAGUUUUCCUGUUAUUUUCACUCUAAAACUGUUAUGAUUAAAAAAGGUUGAGAAUGGGGCAAGGUAUUGGGGGAUACUUUCCACAUUAUGAUCACCCCAUGAUUGGGCAGCAGGAUUUGUGGAGAGGGAGACUAGAAAUGAGAUAUUUGCUUCAGUUAUGUCCUAAACAAGGUCUUUGUGAUGGUUUUACUUAGUGCUUUUAAACUUAUUUUUAUGUUUGUUUUUCUAGGUCUUUUUUAGAGUGGAACAGUGAUUCAUGUAGGCUACUAGCAGCACUUUGUCUUCCUAGUAUCUUGGACUGUACUAUCAAGGAUGCCCAACAGGAUAUGGUGCUUGACUUUUGUUCUUUAAGAUUCUGAUAAUCUUUAAGGUAUUGGUAACUUGUGAUUAAACAGUGUAACCAGAAAGCUGUUUUAAGCCACUGUUUAGUUAAAGCCUUUCUGAGUUGCUGUUCUCUAGAACAUGCUUCCUCUGAAUAUAUUACAUGUGCAGGUGUUGCUAGUGUCCCGUUUUGUAUCUCUUAGGUGCAUCUAAGCAAAUGUUCUUGUUUGCAUUAGGAGUGUGUGUUUGAAGCGAAUCUUGUGAUAGUCCCUACUUCCAGUGCUUGUGUUUGCAUCAUGGAAUGGCCUCGGGGGUAGCAGGAAGUAGAUUGCUUUUACAAAAAAUUGACAUUGAAGGUGCUCUUCAACUGUUAGUGGGUGCUUGGUCUGCAGGAUCAGAUCUGCCUGUAGCAGAUGUUGGGUUCUCAGUGCCAACUGUUGUACUCCAUAGAGUUCCUCUUGUGCCUCACUUGUUGCUUAUUACAAAAAUAUAGCAGAGCAAAUGUUAAGAAGUUUAUCCAACGCUUCCAGGUGAGUUGUUAUCCUUCAGAGUAUUCACACUGUCAUCAGUGUCUUCUUAUAGGCUUCCUACUUGUUUAUUUCACUGUGGAUUCUGAUAAAUAUCCUCUAGCAAAUCGAAGUGUAGCAUUUCAAGGUGUUUCUUUCCCCAGAUGUUGGCCUUACCCUUUUUUGUUAUGUCAACAGAAAAACCGCUUAAUCAGAUACAAAUUUUGCUGCCUUAUGGUUAAUUAGACACUACAGAAAUACACUGCAUGGUUUCAUUAUAUAUUGUGAAUUCAUCAGUAAAUGAAAGUAUCUGUAACUUAGUGUAGUGUUUUCCUGCUCUAUAGAAGGGGCUGCUCGUAGCUGCUAGCUGUUGAGUAGGGUAUGCAAUCUGAGUAAAAAACAAGAAAUUGGUUAGGCAGAAGGCAUUGGAAAUGGAUACACCUGGGUAUCUUUUUUUUUUUCCUCCAGAAAAAAAAUGUAAACCUGCUUUCACUGAAGUUGUUUAAUUUCAAGCUCAAAACGUGAUUCUCAUGAAUCAUUUGGUGUCAUCAUGCAGCAUGUUCCUGGGGAAGAAGUCAAGUACCCCUCCCUCAUCUUCCUCCCACAACCUGCUUUUCUUGGUGCUUAGCUUUGUAUGUAGAACCUGAACUCCAUGUUAAAAAAGUUAGUGUACUUCCUCUGGUCUCUUACUAUACAUUAUUUCAAUUAUAACUUAAUACUGAAUUUUGUCAUAAGGGUUAAGAAAUAAAUACUAUUUUGAAUCCUGGGCAGUGUUGAUGACUGUAAAAUGCUGUAAAGAAUAGUGAGUGUUCCAGAUAUCCGGAGCACAAACAUUUAAUAGUCCGGCAAUUUUCCAAGUCUCGGUGGGUUUUGUUUUGUCUUUGAAUAUUUUAUUGAAAGUAUCUUGCUAAUAAAGAAAAAUCUUCAGCUUGA